AUGCAAAGGUGUAUAGCGCCUCUGCGAGCAAACACGGUAUCGCUUCCUUUAGUGUCUCUGGGCCAGACUUUUGAGGAAUUAGUGAUUGAAUGUCACAAAGGAGAAAAAACGCCCGCGUGUUCGCAUCGUACACCACCCGCUAGCCCUACUCCCCUUGCUACUAUUCUCGAUAUAGAGAAGGAGGGGUUUCCAUCAAAAGGGCUCAGUGGUCUGCUCGGGCGAAGUCGCGGUGAUAAUGAGUUUGGAGUUAUGCAGAAAGUUUUGGACCGUAAGUCUGAAGAAAGUCAAGGUCUACUUCGUAGUAGCUCGGCAUUGACCUUCAAAGAAUACACCUGCGGUAGACGUUUGAUCCACGCUGUCCGACAUGAGCUCGAGGGCUCACAGAAGCUUAAUGGCAUCACGCGGCCAUUAAGUGAGCCGAAAGGAGGGACGUUGGUGCCAUCAAAUAGCUGUAUAAAAGAGCGAGAAAAGACACCAGGUUGUUUCCGAGAAAGCUGCAGCUUACAUCCACAUGCCCGUGACCAAACGCACAUAUCCUCCAGAGAUAACAAUGCUACGAAUGUUGAUGAUAGACUAGCAUCACCCAUGGAAGAGACCCAAGUUUAUGUGGAUCAAAAUGGCAGCGAUUCGUGUCUUUCGAGCACUUCUACUUCAGCCUCACAGAGUUCAAAUUCCCGACAGACAACAGUUGAAAUUGUCGAGCCGGCCUCUCAUAGUGUGAGUAAUUCUGCCUGUGGGCUUGCUAUCUCAGAUGACCGCCCUAACGAAACCUGUAAAGAUGAUCGUUUGGCUGGGAUUUUUCAGGAGGGCGUGCCUUAUUCUGGAGAAUGCACAGAUCGAAAAUCGUUCAAUUCCGCUGUUGGACCUCUACCUGAUUAUGUUGAUCCAUCCACGUUAAGCGACUCAACCUCGCAUAGUGAUCAUGUGCCCGGAAGAUUAUCAUCUGUUCAUAAACCAUUGAAAGAUUUGAUCUACCAGACUAAUCACAAGCUUUACCGGGUUGACUCGCAUAAGGUUUGCCACAAGGCUGGCUUAUCGAAGAAAUGGCCAACAGAGCUACCGCACUUACACCGCCGGUUUAAAGAUGACAAAAAGAAAGUUAACCCUACACCUCCGUAG
Molecule: messenger RNA, 1119 nt
Organism: Lachancea dasiensis
Lineage: Eukaryota; Fungi; Ascomycota; Saccharomycetes; Saccharomycetales; Saccharomycetaceae
Source: the annotation of a GenBank genome assembly